UGAGUAGAGUGCGCAUGCGUACCCAGACACUUUUCCGCUCAUUUCUCCCCGGUCCCUAUCCGUUUUGGAUCACCUGCUCCAUUUGCCGAGGCGAGGGCAGCUGUGGCGACUUUAACCUGGUUCUUUAUUUCUCCCGCGACCAGGCGCCGUUAUCAUUCCCAAAUCUACGGAAUUCACGUCUGGAGAGUAGGUUCUUUCCGUUAUUCUCGCAGCUAGGAUGAUGUCUAAAUUUCCCCCGAAUAUAUUUCAGUGUUUGUGAAGAGCUCAAAUCUCCAUUUAAAAAGCCAGGUCACAUCUGGAAGAGAUUGAUAAUUCAUGAUUUAGAAAGAUUGUGAAGAUAUGGUCCCAGAAUGGGAUUCUCUCUUAGUAAAUCUACUCAAGUAUCUGUUAUACACAAUGAUUCAAAAGUGAAGGAUCAUUUAAUUCGAAGGACUGAGAAAAGCAGGUUAAGACCAGUGACUCGGUUAUUUCAAAAUACCAGAAAAAUAAGGUUAGAAGACACAAUUCAAGGAGAAAACUUUACAACCAAUGAAGAGACUGGUACAGAAUCUCAUUCAGGAAAAUCAUUAAGUCCUGUGACAUAUGUUAAAGAAAGAGAUGGACUAGAAAUGAUAGAUGUGGAAUGAGGCUAUUUCUACAUUAUUAAUAAACAAAUCCUUUUGGCUAAUUGGUGAGUCAAAUUGUUUAAUUCCAUUUGGUAAACUUGGGGAAAAAAUGGAGAGUUACACUAUUUCUUAUUUGUUACUUUGACACAAUGUACUGAAUUAAAAAAAAAAUAGAUGACUAAAAGCCUCUUUGAGGAAAAAGUCCUCCACUAGUCAAAGUAGAUGCAGUCUUGUAUUAUGUAUGUCUUUGUAAAAUACCAAGCUUUUGCCGUAAUGGUAUUUAUACACCCAAGACUAAUUUUAAAUCUGCUAUUUUAACAUCUAGUAAACCCUGCAGAGUUUUUCUCAUUUUUCUUUUCUUUUUUUUCUUUUUCUU
Molecule: messenger RNA, 981 nt
Organism: Sarcophilus harrisii (Tasmanian devil)
Lineage: Eukaryota; Metazoa; Chordata; Mammalia; Dasyuromorphia; Dasyuridae
Gene: C3H2orf15
Product: chromosome 3 C2orf15 homolog
Exons: 3
Coding region: 351-626 (91 amino acids)
Source: RefSeq, a predicted model, not a curated record